AUGGCAUCCCAAUCUCUAGUCCAAUUCAUAGAAGCAGCGCUAUGGUGCACAGGCCCUUUUGAGCUAUCCUACACAGACCCUGACCAGAAAUGGCUCAUAAGAAAAGACAUGCUUUCACUGCUUCAAGGCUUCCCCAACCUCAGUCCGUCAAUGGACACCUACAUCCACGGUGAUGGCACAAUCGCGAACCUCCUCAAUGCCCAUGGCACGGUCCAUAUCUCCAGCUCUUCUCCCCAAGUCCCCCUCACCAUCUGGCUCCAUGAGAACUAUCCUUACGUGGCCCCAAUCGUGUUCGUGGGCCUGACGGGCAUGGUCCCCUCCCCGACGAUACACCAUGACCACCCCUUCGUAGACCCCUCGGGGCUCACCACGUCGCCAUAUAUCCGAACCUGGCAAUUCCCUAGGUGCAACCUCAAGGAACUUGUCCACAACCUUGUCAAGAUUUUCUCUCGUGACCACCCUUUUUCCUAUUCAGCCACUUCUAGCCCCUUCACCCACUCUUCCGUCGUCUCGAAGGAGGCACUCGAUCGCCUUGAGGGGAUGCUUCACUACGAUACCACGGCCUUGAGGUCCGAGACCGACAAGGAGGUCGAGAAGCUACUGGCCUUGCAACAGGAAAUGGACCAGCAGGUUAAGAUCGUGACGGCUAUAGUCCAAGGGCUCAAGCGCGAGAGGUGGGAAUUGAGGGAUAGGAUGGCACGGUUGGCCAAGGAAGCCGAUGUCUUGAUCAACUGGCUCAAAGUCCACGACCCCAAACGGGCCAUGGCCAUGGGGGACGAUGACAUAGAUGAUGUGUUUGAAGGAGUUGAUGAGGAGUCCAGGUUGAGGCUCCAGUGUUUGGCUGCAGAUCUGUCCAUAGAGGAUACUAUUUAUGCAUUGGAUAAAGCAGUUGAUGAAGGGGCUAUGAAUUUUGAGAUUUAUAUUAGGCAAGUUAGGAAUUUGGCAAGAGAACAGUUUUUCCACAGAGCCAUGUUUUGGAAUGAGUCAGUUGCUAUGUUUACCUUCAACGGGAUAGUUUUAUUCAGUUUAGAGCCAGAUUCUGUAUUGGAUCGGAAGCUUUGUAAAAAUGUCAUUUCAGACUCGUAG
Molecule: messenger RNA, 1086 nt
Organism: Eucalyptus grandis
Lineage: Eukaryota; Viridiplantae; Streptophyta; Magnoliopsida; Myrtales; Myrtaceae
Product: protein ELC-like
Exons: 2
Coding region: 1-1086 (361 amino acids)
Biological process (GO): protein transport; protein modification process; endosome to lysosome transport
Cellular component (GO): ESCRT I complex
Molecular function (GO): ubiquitin binding
Source: RefSeq, a predicted model, not a curated record